Molecule: messenger RNA, 1888 nt
Organism: Pogonomyrmex barbatus (red harvester ant)
Lineage: Eukaryota; Metazoa; Arthropoda; Insecta; Hymenoptera; Formicidae
Gene: Usp14
Product: ubiquitin specific protease 14
Biological process (GO): regulation of proteasomal protein catabolic process; proteasome-mediated ubiquitin-dependent protein catabolic process; protein deubiquitination
Molecular function (GO): protein binding; proteasome binding; cysteine-type deubiquitinase activity
Source: RefSeq, a predicted model, not a curated record
UAUUUUUAAUUUUAAACGCUGCUCCGAUUUGAUUUGACAGAUUUAAAAAACGGAUCUUAGAUCUCGAUCAGCUGGCCAUCUAUUGUGGUUUACUUUAGCCUUCAUGUGUCUUCAUGGUGACGAUGGUGACACAUGUUUGAUACACGCAAGUGCCGCGAACCUGACUUGGCAUUUUGCGAUUACUUAUAAUUGCUAUUAAAAAAAGAAAACUUUGCAUUAAUUCAGUAUUUUGAAGGUGUAACGUAUUGAUACGCUGCAAUUACGAGGAAUAAAUAUGCCUCAAUACACGAUUAAAGUCAAAUGGGGUAAAGAAUUAUUUUCUAAUGUGGAAGUAAAUACCGAAGAGGAACCAAUAUUAUUUAAGGCACAGCUCUUUGCUUUGACUGGAGUCCAACCAGAGAGACAGAAAGUAAUGCUCAAAGGAAUGACACUCAAAGAUGAUAAUUGGGGCAAUUUGAAACUUAAAGAUGGUGUCACGAUACUUAUGAUGGGUUCCAAGGAAGAGGACGUACCUACAGAGCCAAUAGAAAAACCAGUAUUCUUGGAAGACAUGAAUGAAGCUGAACUAGCUACCGCUUUAGAUCUACCAUCUGGUUUACUCAAUCUUGGGAAUACAUGUUAUCUAAAUGCUACGGUACAAUGUUUAAAAACUGUGCCAGAAUUACGAGAAGCCUUGAAGAUUUUCUCAGGAGGUUGGACAACAGGAGCAAGUUUAUCAAUAACUGCACAAAGCAUAACUGCGUCGUUAAGGGAUCUAUAUGACAAUAUGGAUAAAGGGACAGCUAGAGCACCACUUGUUCUGCUCCAAAUGUUGCAUUUAGCCUUUCCAAGAUUUGCAGAAAAAACUGAACAAGGUGUAUUUCAACAACAGGAUGCAAAUGAAUGUUGGACAGAAUUAAUUAGGAUGUUGCAACAAAAAUUACCUGCAAAGAACAAUCCAGAUGUAUCAGAAGAUAAUGAUAAAACCUCUAAACCAAGAUCGUUUAUUGAACAAUACUUUGGAGGUAUAUUUGAUUAUGAACUAAAGUGUAUCGAAUCUGAGGAUGAACCAGCUACUACUGGAAAAGAAGAAUUUUUACAACUGAGUUGUUUUAUUUCUACUGAAGUUAAGCAUAUGUAUUUUGGACUUAGAAAUAAAAUGCAGGAGCAAAUUACAAAAAUGUCUCCAACACUUGGAAGAAAUGCUACUUAUACAAAAACGUCGAAAAUUAGUAGGUUACCAGCGUAUUUAACCAUACAAUUCGUACGAUUUUAUUACAAGGAGAAAGAAGCGAUUAAUGCAAAAAUUUUAAAAGACGUUAAAUUUCCUUUGGAAUUUGAUGCUUUUGAAUUAUGUAGUCCUGAACUUCAAAAUAAACUUGUACCGAUGCGCGAGAAAUUCAAAGAAUAUGAAGAUAAUUUAGUAGAGGAAUCUUGUAAUGUAAAAACUAAGGAUAAAGAGGAUAGCACAAAAAAAGAAAUGAAACAAGAACCAUUUUGGUUUAAAAAUGAUUUGGGAUCAAACAAUAGUGGCUAUUACAAAUUACAAGCGGUUUUGACACAUCGUGGACGUUCUAGCAGCAGCGGCCAUUACGUUGCUUGGAUUCGACAAAAGGGUGAUACAUGGAUGAAAUGCGAUGACGAAAUGGUAACGGCUGUCACCAGCGAAGAAAUCUUAAAACUCAGUGGAGGCGGUGAUUGGCAUUGUGCGUACGUUCUUUUAUACGGCCCUAGAAUCUUGGAAGUGGAAGUGAAAGAUACGAAAAACACUCCAAUCGAUACAGACAACACUGAAGCUUAACUGCCAAAUAAUUGUUUUACAAUUGUGCUAGAUAAGAAAUUGCUUGUGUUGCUAGCUCCAUAUGAAUAUUUGUUUCUUGUACCAAUUAAUACAAUAUCAUAAAAACAU